UGAAAAGUCAUUCCUAACCAUUGCUCUGUUGUUUCCUGAUCUUAAUUUUUACCAAAAUAUAAAAGAUUUUUUUUUUAAGGAGCAACUGCUGACCUGUUUCGACUAGUGGCUACUUGCACCCUAACACUACCCAACCUAAACCCAAGAAGAGCACAAAGCACCUUGUGCCUGUGCAUGCACCUACUACUUACCCCUUCCCCCCAUUCAAACUAUACCCAUCCAGUAUACACCAUUGGAUUUGGAUUCGACACCAUUCAAUACCUUCUGGUUUACAUACAAUCUACCAAAGUAUCUCUCUCCAUCCUGUCUUUUCUCUGCUCUUUUCUUCUGCUUUCUUUCUUUCUUUCUUUUUUUCUUUCUUUCUCUUCCUCUCUCCUUCCCCUUUGCUUUUUACUCCCCUCACUUCCAUCCCUCCUUCCUUAUCCCAAGCAUUUACUAACACCAUCCUUGUACUUUUCUUGCUCCUUCCUUGCCCACUUCCUGGGCGUAUUUAAUCAUUCUCUCUCCCCUUCACUUCCUUCCCCUUUUCCUUUUUAUCCCUACAUCUCCUUGUUCCUGCCUUUUUUUUUAUUU
Molecule: messenger RNA, 573 nt
Organism: Lobosporangium transversale
Lineage: Eukaryota; Fungi; Mortierellomycota; Mortierellomycetes; Mortierellales; Mortierellaceae
Exons: 1
Source: RefSeq, a predicted model, not a curated record